AUGGAUACAAAGAGUCAAUACAAGUAGAAGGAGAAGGUUGGAUACAGAAAAUAUCAUAAAACUCACUUACUUGCCAUCUUUACCUUAUCAGGAGCGAGCGAACGAAUGAUUCACAAAAACCCGAAAGCCACUCUCUCUCUCUCUCUCUCUCAUAUUUGCACUUUCACUACUAGCUUAGCUUAGAGCUUUUAUUAUACUAUAAAUAAAUACCUGGCCUACUAUUCAUUCAUCUUCUCUCUGAAUAAUUCUGAUUCUGAUACCCAACAACACUAAUUAAAGGCCCUUUACCUUGUUAGCUACAUUUCCGAUUCAGUUUCAGAGUUUCUUCCAUUGAAGCACUGCUUGAAGGCAGCUCGAUCAUAUGGCGUCAGAUGAGAGUAUGACCCUCAGGUCUUGUAUCUCUAUGCAGGAAGGUGAGUACGACGAUUAUACCGACGAAGGGUAUGAUCAGGAUCAGCCUCAUCAGCACUUGUCUAGGUUGUCCAUGUGUACCAGCAAUUCCGUCUAUAGUGAUGACCAGAUGAAUGAUGAUGGUGGCAAUGGCAAUUCCAUCUACUACCAGCAGGGCCAACAAGAGAAUGGUAUGAACAUGUACAUGUCACUCUUGUCUAUAGACAGCUUUGAUGGGGACGGGGAUGUUGAUGAAGAAGAGGAAUCAUCCACCAAGAAGCGGCUCAGUUCUCAUCUGGUACUCGCAGCUGGGAUGUCAACGGAUGACGAUUCCGACACGGAACCGGCCUGUUACUCCCUUCCGGCGACACCCCCUAGGCUGAGGAGGGAUCUGCCUGGUGCUGGGAGGAUUCUUAUUAACAAGGUGCAUCCCAAUUCUAUGGUGGACAAAGAGUACGCUAGCGAAAAUGAAGCUCAGAAGGCCUUGAGUGAUGACUGCAGGAGGAGCAGGAGGAGGAGUAGGAGGAGAAUGAUGAGGAACAGAUCAUCAUGGCUAUCACCACCACCACCACCAUUCCACCACGGAGCUAAGACGACACCGGACCUGGAGGAAGAGAGCAUGAAUAUGAAUGUGUGUGGUGAUCAUUGUCACAGCUUCAGCGGAGAGAGCGAGGGUACGGGGAUGGUGGUGAUAGCAAGGCCCAAAGGAGGGAACAGGUCCCUCUGCAUGGACCUGGAGGAAGUCAAGGCUUGCAAAGACCUCGGCUUCGAGUUGGAGCACGACCGCAUGCUGCAGCAGCAGGAGAUGAUCCCUUCUCGGCUUUCUCUAUCCGCCACCACCCUCGACACUAACUACACCACCAGCAGCGGUGGCAAUUCCCCUAUUGCCAACUGGGCCAUUUCCAGUCCCGGGGACCAUCCGCAGGAGGUCAAGGCUCGCCUCAAGGUCUGGGCGCAGGCAGUGGCUCUGGCAUCUGCAUCACCCACAACUCCCACAAGGCACUCGAGCUGAGCAGUGGUGUUGCCUUCUAACAGUUUCUUCUUUUUGGUUGACAUAAAACAGAGAGAGCUUGGGGGAAUUUUGAUUCCAGUGUGAGGACUGAAGAGAGUAGCUUCUCCAUCUUCGUUUCCUACUACUACUACUGAGCACAAUUUUUCUUUCUGGCAAUAUAUUGGGGUAUUAUGUUUGGUUGAUGAAUCCUUCACUUGUAUUUCACCGGUGCCUUCAGAUUCUCGACAUUGCAAGUGUAGCGUAACUGAAGAUUAGAUACACUUCAUUCUGUACAUUAUAUGUAAAAAAUUUGAAGUUUCAGUUCCAUGUAUGCAUCUAGAAAGCUGUUUCUAUUGGUAUUGAUAGUUUCAGGUUGAUGUUGUAUUGGUCAUGAAAAUUUUGGCAGUGCUCUACAGAUACGCAUUCUCAAAAUUGGGGGUAUAAAUCAGAGAGGGAUUGGAAUAGUUUAGGUUGGGUAGCCGGAAUACCAGUUCUGGAGUGUGAGGUGUGAAAUGAGUAGGUUCUCUGAUUUCGGUCCUCUACUAAUACUAGAAACUGCAUUUUGAUUUCUUGCACAAUCUGGCUCCUUGGUAGAAGAUUUUCACUAUCUACUGGGAUUCCUAGUUGUCUAUUUGUUGUUCCUUCACUGCACUUCAGCCGUACCUCUUCAGGUUCUUGGCUUGUAAAUAUAAUGUAGCUGAAGAUGGACUCGAGAUAUAAUUCAUUCUGUACUUUGUGUAAGCUAUUUCCCACUGGUAUUGAUUAACAUAGUAAAGCGAUUGCUGUUGUACCAAUUAUAAACAUAUAUCUGAAUUUUGCAGUGCUCUAUUCAUAUA
Rosa rugosa (rugosa rose) is the source of this 2217-nucleotide messenger RNA. RefSeq lists its product as uncharacterized. NCBI's taxonomy places the organism in Eukaryota, Viridiplantae, Streptophyta, Magnoliopsida, Rosales, Rosaceae. The record is from RefSeq and is a predicted model, not a curated record. The coding region runs from base 362 to 1402 and encodes 346 amino acids. The transcript has 2 exons.